GACCCGUGGCAUGAAGUUGCUAUAUUGUAGAUGUUCAUUAAGCGACAGCGCAUCAUCUACCGGAGGGUUCUUCGCGUUGUUUCAUCGCUCGUUAACGUUAUUAAAUUACCUGUAGUGUAGCAGCGUCAGAGGAACUUCCUAGCUAACUAAUGUUAUAAAUCAAAGGUCAGCUAUCAGGUGAUGUUAUGUUGCUCCCAACUUCUCUGGCAGUGGUACACUACAGACAAGCUUUAACAGCAUACUCAAAUAGCCUACAAAACUACAAUUAAUCAACAUAAUAUCGCAGUUCUUUUUGCUUGAUGGACACAACAAACACGGAUGGAGGCUCUUUCAAUGCCUCCAUGCAGACAUCGCCUGGGUCCAUGAUCAACCAGUACAAGUUUGAUGAGGAAGAUGAGGAACAGGAGCCAGGCGCCAAAGACAUCUUCAUCACAGUGGACGACCCAGAGAGCCAUGUCACUACCAUUGAAACAUUUAUUACUUACCGGGUUCUCACCAAGACCACUCGCGGCGAGUUUGACUCCUCGGAGUAUGAGGUGCGUCGGCGCUACCAGGACUUCCUGUGGCUGAGGGGGCGUCUGGAGGAGGCCCACCCCACUCUGAUUGUGCACCCCUUACCCGAGAAGUUUGUUAUGAAGGGGAUGGUGGAGAGGUUCAACGACGACUUCAUCGAGACACGCCGGAGAGCCCUCCACCGCUUCCUCGACCGCGUGGCCGACCACCCCAUCCUCUCCUGCAAUGAAGACUUCAGGGUCUUCCUCAGUGCCCAGGCCUGGGAGCUGACGUCCCAUAAGAAGCAGGGCCCAGGCUUCCUCACUCGGAUGGGGGAGACGGUGCGAGCGGUGGCGGCCUCGGUGCGAGGGGUGAAAAACCGACCCGAGGAGUUUAACUCCAUCCAGGAGUACGUGGAGGCCUUCAGCCAGAAGAUGACCUCUCUGGACAGAAUCACUCAGAGGAUAACUAAAGAGGAAAAGGAGUACCUGGAGGAGCUGAAGGAGUACGCCCCCACCUACACGCUCUGGUCGGGCUCGGAAGAGGAGCUGGCCGAGCCGCUGAAGGGCAUGGCCAACUCGCUGGACAGGUGUUACCAGGAGACGGAGGAACAAGGGCGCCAGCUCUCAGACUGCCUGGCCCCAGCGCUGCAUGAGUACGUGCUGUGUUCUGAGACGUUAAAGGCCGUGCUGAGAAGGCGAGACAACAUCCAGGCUGAGCUGGAAGCAAAGAACGAGGCGCUAGCCACCAAGAGGGCGGAUCGUGACGCGGAACCCAGAGAGCGAGGCGUCGUGUGGCAGAGCCUGCUUGGCAAAAACCCAGAGGAGGCCAGGCAGCUGAAGCAGCAGAGGCUGGCCGGGGAGAUUGACGAGCUGAAGGAGGAGAUCGAUAAGAUGGAGGACCGGGUGGAGUGGGCCAACAACGCUCUGAAGGGCGACUGGGGCCGCUGGCAGAGGAGCAUGAGGAGCGACCUGAAGGAGGCCUUCCUCAGCACGGCGCAGAAGAACGUGGACUACUACGAGAAGUGUCUCGCCGUGUGGGAGUCCUUCCUUCUGUCCAUGCGGGCUGAAGUCAGCGAAGUCGACCAGCGAGCGGGUGACUCUUAACCACCCCUAGAUGCCCCUCUGCCACUUCUGUGCACCACCAAAGAGGCCCCCAACAACAACAACAACAACAACAACAACCACCACCACGACCCUCUUCUACGAUUCCACUGCCUUGGUUUUUCUUGCUCUCCUCUUCUUUUUUUUUCUUUCUUUUUUUUUUAAAUCCCACAUGCCCGUCACAGACAAUAACAAACCUAUAGAGAGCGCACACCCCGCUGUGCUCCUCUGAGUGGCUCCAGCACGUAGCGCUCCCGGAGUUCGUCUCGGGGAGGAGGCAGGGGGAAAAAAACACGACUAGAUCUGUGAUGAAUCCAUGACAACCGCCAUCUUAGCAGUACAGGGGAGAUGGGACUCUUGUUCACCUUUUUUUUUACUGUGCCUCAUGUGUGUGUGGAUUUUGAUAUCAGACUCAUGACACACGAUCAUGCCAAAUGUUUUAUACACAUAUAUAUUUUUUUUCUUCUUCUCCUCCUCUUGUUUGAUGAAAAAUGCCAAAAAAAUGAGGCACAAAAUAUUCGAUUGAGUUUUAAAUGAUGGUAUAAUAAAGGGUAACUAAAUGUAAAGAGAUUUAAUGAGAUUAAAAACGACACUUUCUAUAAUGUA
Molecule: messenger RNA, 2201 nt
Organism: Clupea harengus (Atlantic herring)
Lineage: Eukaryota; Metazoa; Chordata; Actinopteri; Clupeiformes; Clupeidae
Gene: snx7
Product: sorting nexin 7
Biological process (GO): piecemeal microautophagy of the nucleus; reticulophagy; endocytic recycling
Cellular component (GO): phagophore assembly site; early endosome
Molecular function (GO): phosphatidylinositol binding
Source: RefSeq, a predicted model, not a curated record